Messenger RNA from Linum trigynum, 1761 nucleotides. The record is from the annotation of a GenBank genome assembly. NCBI's taxonomy places the organism in Eukaryota, Viridiplantae, Streptophyta, Magnoliopsida, Malpighiales, Linaceae.
CGUCUUUCCGGGAGGCAAUGAAGUACCCCCCAUUGGCAAGCUGCGAUGUGCGCCGAGAUUGCGGCGCUGGAAGCAAAUGGUACGUGGUCGUUAGCUAUGCCACCUCAUGGCAAGCGUAUUGUCGACUGUAAAUGGGUCUUCAAGGUCAAGUUCAAACCGGACGGGUCAGUCGAGCGUUAUAAAGAUUGUCUCAUUGCCAAAGGUUUCACUCAGGUUGAAGGCAUCGACUAUCAUGACACUUAUGCUUCUUUCGCCAAGCUAGUCACCGUCCGCCGUUUGAUCGCCCUUGCAGUUAGUCAAAACUGGUUUCUUCAUCAGCUUGAUGUCAAUAAUGCGUUUUUGCAUGGGGAUCUUCAGGAAGAAGUUUACAUGAGGGUUCCACAAGGUUUUGUGGCACCUGGUGACUCUCGGGUUUGUCAUCUUCAUAAAUCUAUCUAUGGUCUUCGACAGGCAUCCAGAAAUUGGUAUCAGAAGUUUUCCCGUGCCUUGUUGGCUUUCGAGUUCAAACAAAGUCGCGCCGACCAUUCACUGUUCAUUCAUCGCAAAGGUGUAAGCUUUGUUGCUGCUUUAAUAUAUGUUGACAAUGUUAUUCUUGCUGGGAACGAUGCUGAGUUCAUUCAACGUGUCAAGGAUUAUCUCCAUGAUCAGUUUACUAUCAAGGAUUUAGGGUCUUUGAAUAUUUCCUUGGUAUUGAGGUUGCACGUUCUCACAAAGGCAUAAUAUUCAACCAGCGUAAGUACGUGUUGGAUAUCCUGGCAGAUUGUGACCUGGAAGCCACUCGGCCGUGUGUCACACCUAUCGAGCAAGGCCAUCAAAAAGAUCGUCUGCCCUCUGAUCCGACAUCAGAUCCUUCUAGCUAUCGGCAUCUUGUUGGCCGACUCUUGUACCUGACAGUUACCCGUCCUGACAUUCAGUAUGCCGUGAACAUUCUGAGUUAGGAAGUACAUGCCCCCACACAAGCUCAUGUGGAGGCUGUUGUUCGAGUUCUCCAGUACCUUAAACAGUCUCCGGGCCGUGGUUUGUUCUUCCCGACAGGCGAGUCUUUGUCUCUCACCGCUUAUUGCGAUGCUGACUGGGCUGGUUGUCCACCACCCAUCGCUCCACGACUGGCUACUUUAUUCGACUUGGUGGUGCCCCCAUUUCCUAGCGUAUUAAGAAAUAGUCAGUUGUUGCACGCUCCUCUGCUGAGGCCAAGUACCGUGCCAUGGCUGUCCCUGUCAGUGAGCUCAUUUGGUUGCUGUGGCUCUUGGCCGAACUUGGCCACCACUUGCGUGCUCCUACCCCUCUCUUUUGUGAUAAUCAAGCUGCUUUGCACAUCACUGCUAAUCAUGUUUUCCAUGAACGCACCAAGAAUGUUGAAUAUGGAUUGUUAUUUUGUACGGGAACGAGUUCUUGCUGACGAUAUUCUUCCCUCCAAGAUUGCAACGACCGAGCAACCCACAGACAUUUUCACUAAAGGCUUGAGUGUUGAUCAAUUUCAGGAACUUCUUGUCAAGCUCGGUAUGCUUUACAUUCACGCAUUUGCUUGAGGGGGAGUGUAGAAGUGUAGUAAUUCACUACGCGUCGUCGUUUGUAGCUGCUGUCCACAGCUGUCUUGAUGUCCAAGUUAUUGUCGGUUCUCCUUGUCUUAAUAGGGAACUCUUGGCCGAAUUUCACUAGGUCUUGGCCGCCUAGCGUCUUGUAUAAAAGCUUAGCUGCAGGUUCAUUGUAAGCAGCAAGCCGGUCAGUUUAUUACAUCAAUAAUAAAUUGUCAUUAAUCGA